AUGGCCUGCCUUGCCACCAGCUUCUGUGGAUUUCCCAGCUGCUCCACCGGUGGGACCUGCGGCUCCAGCUGUGGCCAGCCCAGCUGCUGUGAGAGCAGCUACUUCCAGCCAAGCUGCUGUGGAAGCAGCUUUGGCUUUGGAGGUGGCAUUGGCUGUGGCCAGGAGGGUGGCUCUGGAUCUGUGAUCUGCCGCACCCGGUGGUGCCGCCCUGACUGCCGCGUGGAGGGCACCUGCGUGCCCCCCUGCUGUGUGGUGAGCUGCACUCCCCCAACCUGCUGCCAGCUGCACCACGCCCAGGCCUCCUGCUGCCGCCCAUCCUACUGUGGACAGUCCUGCUGCCGCCCCUCCUGCUGCUGCCACUGCUGUGAGCCCGGCUAUUAA
Messenger RNA from Lepus europaeus (European hare), 381 nucleotides. Its product is annotated as keratin-associated protein 9-3-like. The coding region runs from base 1 to 381 and encodes 126 amino acids. Lineage: Eukaryota; Metazoa; Chordata; Mammalia; Lagomorpha; Leporidae. The record is from RefSeq and is a predicted model, not a curated record. Gene Ontology annotation, cellular component: keratin filament. The transcript has a single exon.